GUCGUCUUUUGUUACGUUCCACACUCCCAUGACAUUCAAAACCACAGGACCCCAAUCCUAGACACUCAACCAAGGGUAUACAUUUUAAUUCUAAAUUAAAAUAAAACCACCCUUUUUUCUUCUUAUCACCCAUGGUUGCCGGCAAGGUAAGGGUAGCAAUGGGGUUCCAGAAGUCACCCGCGCCGCCGUAUACUCCUCCGCCGCAGAAGAAGCAGCCUCCUCCUUCGCCCUCCACGACCAAGUCUUCGUCUCACAAGUCCUCAUUCUCUCGCUCAUUCGGCGCCUACUUCCCGCGCUCCUCCGCUCAGGUCCAGCCCCGACCACCAGACGUGACCGAGCUCCUUCGUCUUGUCGAGGAACUCCGGGAGAGCGAGUCUCGCUUGAAAACAGAGCUUCUCGAGCACAAGCUUCUCAAGGAAUCGGUCGCCAUUGUGCCAGUUCUGGAGAACGAGAUCAACGCGAGGGAAAGCGAGAUUGAAAGGAGCAAAAGGAGAACGGAGGAGACGGAAGCAGAGAACGAGAGGCUGAAGAAGGAGUUGCAGGAACUGAAGCUUCGAAGGGAAGAAGAGGAGAGAGAGAGCGAGAGGAAAAUAAAGGCGUUGGAGGAUGAGAUAGCAGAGCUGAAGAAAACGGCUUCGUUUAGUGGUAGCAACAGAACAGAAGCGUCGGAAAAUGACGAGCACCCUUCUUCGCAGAGGUUCGUGGAGGUUUCGUUUAGGUCCAAUCUCAUGAAAAGCUUGAAGAAAACGGCAUCGGAUCUUGGAAGCUUGAGCCAGAAGCAUUUUGAAGGCGUUGAUUUCAAAAGAGAGGUUGCUGAAAUGGAAAGGCCACGUCACUCGCGCUGUAACUCGGAGGAACUCGCCGAUUGCUCUGACUCAGCUCUCUCCGGUGCAGUCAAAUCACGUGCUCCUCGUGUUCCCAACCCGCCGCCGAGACCGUCGUCUUCUUCGCCGCCGUCUCCAUCUGGUAGUUCUUCUGCGGAGAAAAAUGACGCCGAAACAGAGCAAGCCAUUCCUCCACCCCCACCGCCGCCACCUCCUCCCCCAAUGAAGGCAGCACCGCCUCCUCCUCCACCUCCCCCGCGGAAAUCUGCUUCUAAGGCGGCUCCUCCUCCGCCUCCUCCGCCGCCGAAGGCCGGUAGGUCUGUUCCGGCGAAGGUGAGGAGAGUGCCGGAGGUGGUGGAGUUUUACCACUCGCUGAUGCGUAGGGACUCGCAACAGCGGCGGGAGUCGAGCUCCGGGGCCGCGGCGGAAGUUCCGGCGACAACGAGUGCUCGCGACAUGAUCGGCGAGAUCGAGAACCGCUCGACUCACUUGUUGGCGAUAAAAACAGAUGUAGAAACACAAGGAGACUUUAUAAGAUAUUUGAUCAAAGAAGUGGAAAGUGCAGCAUUCACGAACAUCGAAGAUGUGGUGCCUUUUGUCAAAUGGCUUGACGACGAGCUCUCCUAUUUGGUUGAUGAAAGGGCAGUGCUUAAACACUUUGAUUGGCCAGAGCAAAAGGCCGAUGCUCUGCGUGAAGCUGCAUUUGGGUAUUGUGAUCUGAAGAAACUUGAAUCUGAGGCUUCGUCUUUUCGCGACGAUCCUCGGCAUCUGUGUGGUCCAGCGCUUAAGAAGAUGCAGACUCUCUUGGAAAAAUUAGAGCAUGGAGUUUACAAUAUCUCAAGAAUGAGAGAAUCGGCUACCAAGAGAUACAAAAUCUUCCAAAUACCUGUGGAUUGGAUGCUUGAUAGUGGUUCUGCGAGCCAGAUCAAGCUGGCAUCAGUAAAAUUGGCCAUGAAGUAUAUGAAGAGAGUAUCUGCUGAGCUUGAGACAGUUGGUGGUGGGCCAGAAGAGGAAGAGCUCAUUGUCCAAGGAGUUAGAUUUGCAUUCCGAGUACAUCAGUUUGCUGGUGGUUUUGAUGUGGAGACAAUGAGGGCAUUUCAAGAACUGAGAGACAAAGCGAGGUCAUGCCAUGUUCAAUGCCACAGCCAACAACAGAAAUUAUUCUGCAGGUCUGCAACAUGCUAAAGCUGGAGCAAACUCAGCUUCAGAGAACUAGUUCCGCCCCCUCCUACUUUUCUUUGCUGUAGUUUUGUGAAUAGAAUGGCAAGUUGUAUUAGCAUUCAUAAUUCAUGAUUCAUCCAUUCAUUACUGUGAAAACACAAAUUUGGUUCCGCUCUGGCACAUGUUGCUGUUGCAAAUUCACUGCACG
Messenger RNA from Abrus precatorius (Indian licorice), 2193 nucleotides. Its product is annotated as protein CHUP1, chloroplastic. The transcript is spliced from 6 exons. Bases 132 to 2009 code for a protein of 625 amino acids. Lineage: Eukaryota; Viridiplantae; Streptophyta; Magnoliopsida; Fabales; Fabaceae. Gene Ontology annotation, biological process: chloroplast organization. The record is from RefSeq and is a predicted model, not a curated record. Gene Ontology annotation, cellular component: chloroplast outer membrane.